Molecule: messenger RNA, 459 nt
Organism: Salvia splendens (bonfire salvia)
Lineage: Eukaryota; Viridiplantae; Streptophyta; Magnoliopsida; Lamiales; Lamiaceae
Exons: 1
Coding region: 1-459 (152 amino acids)
Source: RefSeq, a predicted model, not a curated record
AUGGGAAACUGCUUAGUUCUUGAGCAGAAAUCAGUGAUCAGUGUUAUGAAAACAGAUGGAGAGAUCAUAGAAUACAAAGCUCCAAUCAAAGUCCACCAGAUUCUGUGUGAAUAUUCCCACCAUGCAAUCACUGACAAGCUCCCUGUGGUGAAGCACUUGCAUCCCAACACCGAGCUGAUUCGAGGCCGCUUGUACUACCUUCUUCCCUUGCCCGUGCCUGCGAAGAAGAAGAAGAGGGUGCGAUUCUCGGAUGAUGUGGUGGAGGAGGAGAAGAGACGAGGCGCAGGGGCGGCUGUGAGGAUCAAGGUUGUCAUCAGCAAGAAAGAGCUGCAGGCAAUGCUUGCGAAAGAGGGAGUUUCGGUUGAGGAGGUGAUCUCUGAGGUGCGGAAGGAGCCACUCAAGAUCGAUAGCAAAAGCAUCGCGCUAAAAGGGCUGGAGAGUAUCCCUGAACUGGACUAG